Messenger RNA from Dioscorea cayenensis subsp. rotundata (Guinea yam), 614 nucleotides. RefSeq lists its product as uncharacterized. The record is from RefSeq and is a predicted model, not a curated record. Lineage: Eukaryota; Viridiplantae; Streptophyta; Magnoliopsida; Dioscoreales; Dioscoreaceae. The coding region runs from base 55 to 534 and encodes 159 amino acids. The transcript has a single exon.
GAAAAGUUUCUCCUCUUAAAUCAAAACCCAUUCCUUUUCCUUCUCUCAUCCCAAAUGCAGACCCACAAAACUUUGUUCCUAAUUCUCUAUAUAUUGUUAUUAUCAUCAUCAUCAUGUCUUAGUUUAGAAACACUUGGUGAUGCUGCCACUGCUUAUGAUAUACUUGAGAGAUAUGGUCUUCCAAAGGGGCUUCUUCCACAAGGUGUUCAAAGCUAUCUUUUAACAAAUGAAGGGAGCUUUGAGUUUUUCUUGUUUGAUAAGUGUGAGUUUGAAGUGCAAGGGAAGUACAUGUUGAAGUAUAAGACUAUAAUCAAAGGGAGUGUGGAGUUUGGGAGUUUGAGAGAUGUUAAAGGUUUGAGUGUGAGAUUUCUUUUUGUGUGGAUUGGUGUUGAUAGAGUUGUGGUGAGUGGUGAUGAGUUGAGGUUUUAUUAUCAUGGUUCUUUCUAUUUUUCUUUGCCUGUUUCUUAUUUUGAGCAGUGUCCAAGAUGUGGAUGUGGGUUUGAUUGUUCCAAUGAUUUGUUGCUGGAUUUGUAGAGAAAGGAUUUUAAAUGCUUAGUUUGUUGUUGUCCUUUUGGGGAGGAUAAACCCAAAGCCUCUCCUGUUUGUAUUUUUAA